UUGGCAGGCGGACUCUCAACCACUGCGCCACCAGGGAAGCCCCUCUAUCCUGUCUUUUAACAAAGUUGUAGCUCUCUGGAAAAGUCUGUUCUCACCAGUUAAUAAUAUAUGUAAUUUACAAUUUUAUAUAAUUUAGUCUAAAAGCAUUAUAGAAUAAAUGAGAUUGAUGUCAACUCUUCAUCAGACCUUAAUAUUUUAAUAACUAACACUUAUAUGAUGCUUGUUAGUUUACAAAAGCACUUCUUUUCAUCAUAAAUUUCAUAUAAUUCCUGUAAAAACCUAUGAAGUAAUCCUUGUUUUACUAGUGGGUUUAGGCUUCAAAUCUAAAAGACAGUUGCAUAGAAUUAUGACCCCAAAACAUUAGGGCCCAGCUCUUUAGCUUCCAGAUAUGAUUUUUCUGUUAUACUACACUGCUUCUUUGUAGAAUGACAGAAGCCCUACAAAUAUGCCUUUUGUGGCAAUAAAAUAGCCCGGAAAUCUUACCGUCCAUGAUGUCUGUUGGACUGGUUUACUAUAUCAUAUUUAAAUGAUGUGUUUUAAUGAAAUUCUAAAAUUUGGUAUGGUAGAACUAUAUACCUUAACAUUAAUUUCUGUGGAUUUGGUAACAAUGUCUAUCCUUUUACUUCUUAAUAGUUAAUGAUAUAUGUUGAAGUAGAUUGGUUUAUAAUGGAAAUCUAUGUAUAAUCUAAUUUUUUUUAAUCUAGUCUCUAUAGAAGCUGGAAUCCAUCAAUCUCCGUUCUUCAAAAUGCAAUGGAACGUACCAAAGACUGUAUUCCGACUGGCACAUAGGACAUGCAUGGAACCAGAUAAAGCUGGUCUUUGGGGACACUGUCAAAACAUGAAGGGACCAUUACUUUUGUAUACCUCAGAAUCCAGAGUGGUUUGGGUACAGGGCCCUCAGAAACGAUGGCUGCACUUACCUGCUGCCCAGUGUGUUGCAAAGGAAAGGAAGCCAUUCAUUGCUCACCCACCCCAACCAGGGAUCCUUCAUAAACAGUGGGAGCAGGAUACCUUAUCCAAGAGGGUUCUGUCAUCCAGUGCUACAUCCCCAGGAACUCCCUCUGAAAAAAAGGAAGAACCUGAUCCUUUACAAGACAGAUCAAUUAGUCUUUAUCAACGAUUUAAGAAAACAUUUAGACAAUAUGGAAAAGUUUUGAUUCCAGUGCAUCUAAUAACUUCUGGUGUUUGGUUUGGAACGUUUUAUUAUGCAGCCAUAAAAGGAGUGAAUGUCGUUCCUUUUCUAGAACUUAUUGGGUUACCUGACAGCGUAGUAAACAUUCUGAAAAAUUCCCAGAGUGGAAAUGCACUGACGGCAUAUGCCCUGUUUAAGAUUGCAACGCCUGCGCGGUACACUGUGACCCUGGGGGGGACCUCCUUCACUGUGAAGUAUCUGCGCAGCCGUGGCUACAUGUCGACGCCACCCCCUGUGAAGGAGUAUCUGCAGGACAGGAUGGAGGAGACAAAGGAGCGCCUCACAGAGAAGAUGGAGGAGACAAAGGACAGACUCACUGAAAAACUGCAAGAAACCAAAGGAAAGGUUUCUUUUAAGAAAAAAGUGGAAUAGGGUGCCUUAUAUACCAGGUUAUAGACAGUUCCUGCACUUUAACCCUUGGGGACUGGACAAAGAUGGAAGACGUUACUGUAGUCCUUUAUGCUCUAGGAAGCAAUGGAGCUAUUGGCUGUCUUAUUUCAGUGACCUCAGAAGAUGCUUACUCAGUUGGCUUUUCCCGAGCCAUGGUCUACGGUGCGUCCAGUCACGUUGGCCUAGAGGCCGGAGUUGCACAGGAGUGUUCAUAAAAAGUAUGGGCCUCUCUACUGCCUUGGAAUUUAACCACCUGAACCAGAAAUCUGCAGAACCAGAGGUGGGUGCUUUUAAUUAUUCAUUCUGCAAAUAGGAGCUUUGUUUGGUCUCUCCUGGUCCAUCUGUAUAUUACGGAGUACCCAAAAGAUUCUGCCUCCUUGACCCAAAGGAACAAUAGAGGCAAGAAUUCUCCUUCUCUUAGAGACUUGGCCAGAAUUCGUCUUCAGCCAUGAAUUUUGGCCUGGCUUUCUGAUUCUUGAAAGAUAUUUGUCCUGCAUUUUGAGCUUGUAACUUACAUUUGAGAAAUGCUAAGUUUGUGCCGAUUGGGUAUACUUUUCCCUCUUUGAGAUUUUUUUCCUUUGUGACUUCCAUGUCAAGCUGGUUCAUUUUAACUCAUUAAAACAAGUUUUUGGUUGUCUUGCUUCUUCAGGGUUAGGCUUUGAAAAUCAAGCUGUAUUCUUCCCCAUAAAUCGCUGGCAGCCACCAACAGUAAUGAUGACAGAUCAUAAUUGUCUUGUGGCAGUUAUCUGGCUAUUUUGAUAAGAAUGAUUCUCUCAGCAGAGAGAAUGCGGCUUGACUUCAGAAGCCUUCAAGGCAGAGUAUGACAUUAUUCCGUUGACUUGGACAGUGCUCGUGGGAAGUGCACAGGCAGCCCCAAAGUCCUCCUCAGCACUUGUGUUUUCUCUCUACAAGUAAGAGGGCUCAUGGAGCCUGAGACGAACAGAAAGCGCAUUCACGUUGUGUUUUCUCUGGGACAGCAUGGUCCAUAAGAGCAGAAGUUGUAGGACAGGUCAGAGAUGUUCCAUGUGUAGCCACAAUAUAUUCUCAUUCUUCCUGACUGUGAGGAAUGCAUAGAACCUUUCUUCCUUCUUUCCUCACCUCUCCCUCCCUCCCUAUGUCCAGCUUUUUCUGCUUUGAAUUUUGACCAUUUUAAAUGGUAGAAAACUCUCUUUGAAGUGAAAAAGAAAAAGGCGAGUUUGCAUGCAAGCGUGCCUGGUUGUCCUGCGGUAGCCGGUAUGUGGUUCUCCCUCCCUCUGGUGGGCAGGCGCUAUGGCCCACUCCUCAGUAAGAGCGGGACAGAAAGCUUGCAGGUGUUUCCUGACUUUCUAAUCAGGUACCUGCUGAAAGUCAGCCUUUUACUCCAUUUGGGUAAUUUCAUAAGAUUACUUUUAAGUGUACCAUAUAUGAAAUAUAUCUAAUAUAAUCUACAUGAAAUCUACCUAAUAUAAUCUAAAUAGGGUAAAACAAUGAGAUGUUUCAGCUCCUUAACACUAAUUGAGGGUUUGUUUGUAUUUAAAAAAAAGAACAUACAGCAUUUCCUCUAUAUACACAAAUAUUAAGCUGUUAUUUUGUAUGCACCUCUAAGUAUGAGAUUUGAGAUUCUGUAAUGAUUUGAAGCGCAUUUUGACUAAUUUGUAUUUUAUUGAAUUUGAGUCAGUAUUUUCUUUGGAUACAGUCUUGCGACUUAAUUAUGGCUGUUGCUUUACUUCUUUAAGAAUAGUGGCUGUUUGGGUUCUCUCUUUGCAAGGGUCCCAAAGGCACAGUUUGUCCAGUCCUCAAACACUGACUGCCCUGCCAUUCACCUUGGUCUGGAGGUAGAGUUACAGGGCUUGGUUGCCAUCGUGCUCCAUCACCAUGUGCUUGUUAUUCCCCUCCUGAAGAAGAUGGAAGAUACUGUGGGUCACUUCAGAAUGUUGAGGCCAGUAGCUGUAGUUGAAGAAAGGCGCAGGAGAGCCGAGUCAGACGUUCAAAUCCAGGAACUGAGAAAGGUAAACUCUCACCCCAGCACCUCACACACACUGAGGACAGCGCUGCUCACAAGGCAUCCCUCCCUGCACACCAGCCUGAAGGCAGGAGCAGCAAGUGGCCGUCUAACCCUGGCCGUGAACAUAAACUUGAACUGUGCAAGAUGCAGCACUUGGGGAGUAAAAUAAGCUAAAGCUGAAAUCCUGAUUCCUGCGGAAUUCGCACAAUUCACGUGAGCUACUGGGACCCACUUGUGGUCGGGGUGAGAGCAGGUCUUUCAUCUGCUUUUGUUGGGCCCCUUUAGACACAGCGUCCUUACACUGGGGGGGACUUGCCAAUGCAUCUCCAUUUCGCCAAGGCCAAGGUGACCGUGCAGAAGGGGAUCCUGGUCCCUGCCUCUCCACCAAGGUGCGGGGGGGGGGGGGGGGGGCUGUCACCGCAAGGCCCUGCGCCCAGCACAACUAUCUUUCCCAGUUUUUCCUUCACAGACACUGCUCAGCUCUGGAAAUUUUAAGAAAAAUGAACGGUACACUAACAUGUUGCUGUUCUAAGCAGCAGACCUCAAGCAGCAGCCUUGGCACAGCAAACACAAGGCUUGGGGAACAGCCCCUAGCCGCUGCCUCGCAGCCAGGCCAGUGUGGGAGCCUGGUGGCCAGCAGCAAAUGGAAGCUGCUUUGGAGGGGCUCGUGGACCUGGACAGUCUCUGCAAGGACUCUCUGGACAGAAGAGCAGGUGGAGAGAUUGACUACUUGUGUGGAUGUUACUGUGUGAAAUCGAUGAAGAUUCCAGUUCUCCAAACAAAACCCAGGGACCUACCAACCAAGAGGAGCCUCGGAAAGGAGCAGCAGAAAGCAGUUUGAGAGCUUUCUGCCAGCAGCACGAGGGCACCUCACCGGGCAGCCACCUCUGAGACCACAACAGCAGACACCCGGAACUGCAGAAACUGCACUGCUGGAGGGCCAGGGCAGCACUGCGUGGUGUGUAAAUGCAGGUGUAAAACACGCAGCCUGAGGCUGGAGGGACUCAACACACCAGGGAUGCAG
Molecule: messenger RNA, 4590 nt
Organism: Delphinapterus leucas (beluga whale)
Lineage: Eukaryota; Metazoa; Chordata; Mammalia; Artiodactyla; Monodontidae
Source: RefSeq, a predicted model, not a curated record